Molecule: messenger RNA, 1578 nt
Organism: Impatiens glandulifera
Lineage: Eukaryota; Viridiplantae; Streptophyta; Magnoliopsida; Ericales; Balsaminaceae
Product: aldehyde dehydrogenase family 3 member H1-like
Exons: 9
Coding region: 9-1466 (485 amino acids)
Biological process (GO): aldehyde metabolic process
Cellular component (GO): cytoplasm
Molecular function (GO): aldehyde dehydrogenase (NAD+) activity
Source: RefSeq, a predicted model, not a curated record
UAUCAGUCAUGGAUUUGACGGAGAAAGACGUGUUCGGAGUUGAUGCCGCCGCUUCUCUGGUGAAGAAUCUGAGAGGUACAUUCGCUACUGGAAAGACGAAGAGUUAUGAAUGGAGAGUUUCUCAGUUGAAUGCUUUGAUGACAAUCAUCACCAAUCACGAGAAGGAUAUCACCGAUGCUCUUCAAUCCGAUCUCGGAAAGCCUGUCAUGGAAGCAUUCAUCUCUGAGCUUUCACUGUUUAUCACAUCAGUUCGAUUCACAUUAAAAGGACUAAAGAGUUGGAUGAUGCCAGAGAAGGUGAAAUCCACAGUAACCUCAUUUCCUUCAUCUGCGGAAAUUGUUCCAGAGCCGCUAGGUGUUGUGUUGAUCAUAUCAGCUUGGAAUUAUCCUUUCUUGUUGUCGCUUGAUCCAGUAGUUGGAGCAAUUGCAGCUGGAAAUACUGUGGUUUUGAAGCCGUCAGAAGUUUCUCCAGCAACUUCUGCUCUUAUUUCAAAGUUAGUCCUGCAGUAUAUGGACGGUUCUGCUGUAAAAGUUGUGGAAGGUUCUGUUCAUGAGACCACUGCCUUAUUGGAGCAGAAAUGGGAUAAAAUAUUCUAUACAGGCAAUGGAAAAGUAGGACGAAUUGUUAUGGCUGCAGCAGCAAAGCACCUUACUCCUGUUUCUCUCGAGCUUGGAGGAAAAUGCCCGGCUUUUAUUGAUUCGGAUAUCGAUUUGAAGGUGGCUGCAAGGCGUAUCAUUGCUGGAAAGUGGGGAUUAAACAGUGGGCAAACAUGCAUUUCUGCUGAUCAUUUAUAUACAACGAAAUCAUUUGCUCCCAAAUUGAUUGAUGCUUUGAAAAGUGAGUUGAAUAAGUUUUUUGGAAGUGAUCCGUUGAAAUCUGAAGACAUGUCUCGCAUUGUGAAUGACAAACAUUUUGCUCGGUUGAGAAGGUUGUUGGAGGAUGAGAAGGUAUCUGGAAAGAUAGUUCAUGGAGGUGAACUAGACGAAAAAAACCUAAAGAUAUCUCCUACGAUUUUACUGGAUGUUCCUGAGGAUUCUCUAAUCAUGAACGAAGAGAUAUUUGGUCCUCUGCUUCCAAUUAUCACGAUUGAGAGUCUGCAAGAGGCAUUUUAUUUGACUAAUGCAAAGGACAAGCCAUUAGCAGCUUAUUUGUUUUCGAAUAACAAGAAACUGAAGGAGGAGUUCAUUGAAAAUGUAUCAGCUGGAGGUUUAGUGAUCAAUGAUGUUGGUCUUCAUGUGUGUAAUCCACAUUUGCCAUUUGGAGGAGUUGGGGAAAGUGGAAUAGGGGGGUACCAUGGGAAAUUCACGUUUGACGCAUUCAGUCACAAGAAGGCGGUUCUGAAACGUGUGUUCUUUGGGGAUGCGUCUAUAAGGUAUCCACCAUACACGCCUGGGAAGCUGAAAACUAUGAGGGUUCUACUAAGUGACGGUUUCUUCAACAUGAUUCGCGAAUUUUUCAAGGCCUAGCUGGUUUCAAUUACUGCAUAUUGGGGUUUUAUUAACUUAUAAAAAUUUGGUUUUUUUUGAUGUAUUGUGUCAUUAAAAACAUUCUUCAUUUUCAUAAUAUAUAUCUAUGUUG